AUGCUUCGGAGCAUUAUGAUGACUUGCAUCAUCCUCCAUAACAUGAUUGUGGAGGAUGAGUAUGAUUAUGAUGCCUCUAAGAUGUUCAAACCAAAUCUUAUUAACAUAGCAUUGACAAGAAUUUAUGAACAGCCUGUGGGAGCAAAUGGACAACCACUGGAGCGCGAACCGUUGAUUAGGGACGGUCGGUACAACAACCAUAUGAUUGACCGUUAUAUGGAAAUGCAAUCUUCUUAUAUUCACGAGAGAUGUCAAGUUGACUUGAUGGAGCAUUUAUGGGCGAUGAAAGGCAAUCACAGUGGAUGA
This is a messenger RNA of Prunus armeniaca (apricot), 306 nucleotides long. The record is from the annotation of a GenBank genome assembly. Lineage: Eukaryota; Viridiplantae; Streptophyta; Magnoliopsida; Rosales; Rosaceae.